Molecule: messenger RNA, 3035 nt
Organism: Pseudomyrmex gracilis
Lineage: Eukaryota; Metazoa; Arthropoda; Insecta; Hymenoptera; Formicidae
Product: protein PFC0760c-like
Exons: 6
Coding region: 280-2397 (705 amino acids)
Molecular function (GO): RNA binding
Source: RefSeq, a predicted model, not a curated record
CCACCAUAACAACGGAUAACGGACGCUACGCCGCUAAUCACCUCAUCACCAAACAAGGAUAGAGACACGAGUGAAAGCAUCUAUCUUUGUCUGUGUUGUGAUCAUUCCCUCUCUAUAGAGAAGAUAGGGAACGCGCAGUCUAUUAUACGUCUACGCGCUCAAUACGUGCGCAGGUGCAAUGUAGUGUGGUGGGAUGGUGACCGUGAGAAGAAUUAUAUAUAUACAUACGUACACAUUACGUACAUAUCACAAUUUCAAGGCAUUGAGUGCUGCUGCGAUAUGAAGCGCACGAUGGAAGAAAAUAGUGAAACAACACCAACCUUUGUCAAGCAAGAAUCUAUCAACUUUGGAUAUGGUGCUUCUCCAUAUGUUAAUUAUUCAUCGUCGUCAUCCUGUCCUCCCACUGUUACUCAACCUUUACCGGGACAACCACCAUUGCCUCCUAUGCCACCACCAAGUGGAGUCCCACCUCUGCCUCAUAUAUUUGGACCGCUAUCUUCCCAAGUUACUCCCAUUCCAUGGACACAUGCACAUACAUGGCAAUGGAUGACACCGCAAACUUCUUUACCACCUCCAACUUCACGUGAAAUCACAAAUAGAUUUCAAAGAGACAUGCCUCUAAAGGGUAAUUAUGUACGUCGUGAACGGUUUCCUCACAAUAGAAACAAUGUACAUGCUCAGAGAAAUAACUUUCACCGUAAAAAUAGAAAGCCGGCGAGAUUUGAACAGACACAGGUCCAGUAUGAUCAAACUGCAUAUUUUGGCACACCAAUGACAAAUAAUCUUGCUUUGGAAUGGCAAGGAUACAAAACUACUACUUCAGGAAAAGAUGCGGUAAUAAAACACAUGACAGUUCCUCUACCUGCUCAUCCUAUAUCUCCUAUUCCACCAGGAAUUAUGAGCAACAGACGCAACGAGGAAAGGGAGAAUCAGGAUGUGGAAAUUGAGGAAGUUGUGGAAAAAAAGAAUAAACAGAAAAAACCAUGGAAUAAAGAGGAUGCAGAGAGAGCCCUGAAAACUGAAAACGAGUACAACAAAACGGUUACAGCGCAAAACUUGAUAAUUAAGUUUCCUGAUCCGGAUUUAAAUAAAGAUAUUGUCAAAUUGUUUCACCCUGGUAUACAAAAUAUACACUUUCAAAGUCCAAGCAAGCCGAGAUAUUGCUUCAUUCAAAUGGCAGACAGUGUGAACAUUGACGACGCUGUAAAAGAUUUGGAAAGAAUUCAAUUUGGUAUAGGACACUUAAAAGUCGAGAAGAAAUGUUUGAGAAAUGAGGAUAAUACGACGCCAGAAGAGAUAGAUCCUUAUGUUUUAUACAUAGGAAAUUUGCCCGAAAAUGUCACUCUAAAUGAAUUAAAAAGUAAAUUUCCAACCGCAGAAGUAGAAGUCAAGCACUCGAAAAAAAUGAGGAACACACGAUAUGCCACCAUAAGAUAUAAUACCGUAGACGAAUCGAUAGCGGCUUACAAACAAGCUCACGAUUUGACGUGGAAUUCGAAGAGCGUUAAUGUUAGAUUUAAACGAUACCAAGGCAGUACUUGUCUUCCUGGAGAACCAAAACCCAUUUCUAAUGUUAAGAACGUUAAAGAAGAAUCAAAUAAUAGUGCAAAUAAUACUGCACAAUCGAAAAAUGAACAGAAAACAAAUCAUAAUGAAGUUAAGUCCAAAAAACUCAAAGAAGGAAAUACCGACGAACAAAUCAAGAAGGAGAAUAAAAUUGCUUACGCAAGUAAAUUAUCGUCCAAUAAAGAUACAGAUAGCACAGAAGCGUGUUUGCAAACUACUUCGAAUGAAACUGAAGUACAAAGUAAACCAAUCUCGCAAACUGAUGAACAAGACUCUCCUUUAUCGCCGUUACCGCCAACUUCAAUUACGUCAGCUAAAACAAUACAUGAGCAACAACAACCUUGGACAUCACAGUCUCCUCAGAUACCUUCAGCAUCUGAAGCUCCACCACCAUGUCCGACUGAAGCAGGAGUUGCCGAGGAAACAAUGAUGCUUAGGGAAAUCAAAGAGGAACCUAUAGAUUAUGAGGAAAUGAAAAUGUGUAAUAUGCAAUCGGAAGAUGAUGACGAUGACGACGACGACGAUGACGAUGAUGACGACGACGACGACGAUGACGAUGACGACGACGAUGAUGACGACGACGACGAUGACGAUGACGAUGAUGACGAUGACAAUGACGUUGACGAUAAUAAUGAAGACGAUGACGAUGAUCAGAAGCUAGAUAAUCGUGAUGAAGAAGAUGAUAAAGAUGUCGACGAUAGUGGUAGUAUAGUGUUCGGUAAAAGACGACCGAAAGCAACACGUAAAAAUAAAGAACAGACUGAUCAUCUGGAUCAAAUGUUCAACGAUCUGGAUAAUAUGACAGACGAAAUCGGCUUUUUGAAAAAUUAAAAUUGAAAAGUUACAGAAGUACUGUGUAAACUGUGAAACUUUUUAGAAUUUGAGAGUGCGUUCUUGAGAAAGAGAAAGUAGUUUGCAGUAAAUAAGAAAAAAUAUUGCCGAAGUAACCUAAGUCAAAAGUGAACAAAGUCAAACGAUCUUCAAAUUAUUGACUUUAAGUAGCAAAUUUAUUUCUAAUCGAGAUUGGGCACACUUCUUGUCAUUUUAUUUGUUUAUUAGAUAACAGACAGGCCUAAAGAGAAUACAAUACAACAAACCGUCAGAUUUAAUCUCGUUAUCUUUAAAUCGUGACGUGAUAACAAAAUUCUCACGUCUCAGAUUUGAAUUCAAAAAACAAAAACGUUACUUGAGAAAAAAAUCACCUAUUUGUCUUCAAAAAGUCGUUCUCUCCCGAGCCCGUGUGUCUUUGUUUGAAUACUCGCUUAUAUAAUCCCAUCAUUGUCACGAACUUUAAUUUUAUAAUGUGUAAAUAUACGUAGUUUACGUGACACAAAUAAGAGACUGCAGGAUUUAUAUUUAAAUGAUAGUAGCAUGUAAGAAGUUACAGUUCGUAUGUAAGCAUUUUAUAAUUAUUGUUUGUUUUCAAUACAAUUGUGACUGAAAUGUCGAGCUUGAAUUAGAGAAAUGUA